This is a messenger RNA of Rhipicephalus microplus (southern cattle tick), 10319 nucleotides long. It is a transcript of the gene sli, whose product is annotated as slit guidance ligand. Gene Ontology annotation, molecular function: protein binding; calcium ion binding. Lineage: Eukaryota; Metazoa; Arthropoda; Arachnida; Ixodida; Ixodidae. The record is from RefSeq and is a predicted model, not a curated record. Gene Ontology annotation, cellular component: plasma membrane.
GUGGGCGCCGCCUGAACAGCCCGCAUGGCGGCCGCGCUGCUGCUGUGCCUGUUCUUCGCGAGCAGCGCCGCCGAGGAGCCGCAGCUGUCGCGAUGUCCCGAUCCGUGCCGAUGCACGGGACUCACGCUGGACUGCAGCCACCGAGGGCUGCGCGUAGUACCGCGCCCGCUGCCCCAGGACGCCCGCAGGCUGGACCUGGAAGGCAACAACAUCAGCGUGAUUGGCAAGGAUGACUUCCGAGGGAUGAACAAGCUUCGGAUCUUGCAUCUGAUGGAGAACGAGAUACACACGGUGCAUCGGGGGGCCUUCGCCGACCUCACGUCCAUGGAGCGGCUGCGCCUGAAUAACAACAAGCUGAGAAGCCUGCCGGAGACGCUCUUCGCGACGAUGGUCAACCUACAGCGCCUAGACCUCAGCCACAACAAGCUUGCUGCACUGGGAGAUAAGAUGCUCCGGACUGCCACGCUACUCAAGAAUCUCCAGGUGGACAACAACGAGAUCUCCUGCAUUGACGAGUCAGCUCUGCGUGGUCUGAGGAACAUGGAAAUCCUGACGCUUAACCGGAACAACCUGACGACGUUGGGGAAGGAUUUGUUCGAGAAUAUGAAGAAACUGCGUGUUGUGCGGCUGUCGGAAAACCCACUGUCGUGCGACUGCCGCUUGUCCUGGCUGGCAUCUUGGUUGCGGCGUCACCCACGGCUGGGCCUCUUCACUCGCUGCAGCAUGCCGGCUGCUCUCAAAGGCAAGGCGGUCGCGGAACUUCACGACGACGACAUGAUCUGUGACCUCGGCUCUGGACUUCCGCGACCUGCCACCGGGAGCUGCCAGCGCGCCAUCUCGUGCCCGUUUCCGUGCAGCUGCGUGGACGGCGUGGUCGACUGCCGCGACAAAGGUCUCACGGCGCUGCCUCAGCACAUACCCGAAACGACUACUGAGCUGCGGCUCGAGCAGAACCAGAUCACGGAAAUACCUUCACAAGCCUUUGCGCACCUUAAAUGGAUACGUCGAAUUGAUCUCAGCAGCAAUGACAUAUCCAAAGUAGCUCCUGAUGCUUUUAGUGGACUCAAGUCAUUGACAUCAUUGGUCCUGUACGGGAACCGGAUAUCUGAUCUUCCUCCCGGGAUAUUUCAUGGCCUUACCUCACUCCAACUGCUGCUGCUGAACGCCAACCGGAUAUCAUGCAUAAGGAAAGACACGUUCAGAGAUCUCCGGAACCUGAAUCUUCUGUCUCUUUACGACAACAGCAUACAGUCUCUGGCCAAUGGGUCAUUCGCUCCUCUGAAUAACAUUCAAACACUGCACUUGGCACGCAACCCAUUUAUUUGUGACUGUAACCUUCGCUGGCUGGCACUGUACCUGCACCAGCACCCGGUGGAGACGAGUGGAGCACGCUGUGAGGGACCAAAGCGAAUGCACCGCCGUCGUCUCUCCAUCUUGGGCGAUACAAAGUUCAAGUGCAAAGGUUCGGAAGAGCACAGGACACGCUUGGCGGGUGACUGCGUUGUGGAUCGCGACUGUCCAGAGCAGUGCGUCUGUGAGGGCACUAUCGUUGACUGCUCGCGCAAAGGGCUUCGUGAGAUUCCUACAGACCUGCCCACCUUUACUACAGAACUGAGGCUCAAUGACAACCACAUUGUGAAGGUCCGGAAUAGUGGAAUUUUCAAGAAACUGCCCAAUUUGAACAAACUUGACUUGCGCAACAAUGCCAUCUCUGAAAUUGAAGACAAUGCGUUUCUCGGUGCUGAACAACUGGUAGACUUGCUUCUUACGGAGAACAAGCUGAAGCAAGUGCGUGCUAAGAUGUUCUCAGGCCUAAUUCGGCUGAAGACUCUGAUGCUGCGCAGCAACCUGCUGACGUUUAUUGCCAAUGACACAUUUGCAGAUUUGGAUUCUGUACGCCUCCUGUCACUGUAUGAUAACAAGAUCCGGUGCAUUGCACAGGGCUCCUUCGAGCGCAUGUCAUCCCUGGCAACCUUGAAUUUGCUAGGGAACCCACUGCACUGUAGUUGCCACCUACGCUGGCUUUCUGAGUGGCUGCGACGCAGCAACACUGUCACCGGAAGCCCACGUUGCCACUCACCAGCACAUCUCAAGGACUUGCCAUUGCAAGAUAUCGAGCCUAAGCAGCUUGUCUGCUCAGAGGAAGACCUACAUGAGGGAUGCGGCUCAGAUGAACUCUGUCCUCGAGGCUGCACAUGUGUUGGCCAUGCAGUGCACUGCUCACGACAGCGGCUACGCCAGCUGCCCAAGCACCUGCAGCCCACCACUGUUGAACUGUACCUUGAUGUGAAUGACAUAUCAGAGAUACCAAAGGAGCUGAACCUGCUGAAGGAUGUCACUAGAAUAGAUCUCAGCAACAACCAGAUAUCAAUCCUCCCAAACAAUAUCUUCUCCAACUUAUCCAAGCUUUCAACACUCAUACUAAGUUACAACAAACUUCAGUGCAUUCAAGCUGACAGCUUCUCUGGCCUAAAGUCCCUGCGAAUUCUGUCACUACAUGGCAAUGACGUGUCGAUGAUACCAGAGGGCACCUUUCGGGACCUGCAGUCUAUCACACACAUAGCCCUUGGCGCAAACCCUCUCUACUGCGACUGCAACCUUCGCUGGCUCUCGGACUGGAUCAAGAAGGACUAUAUUGAACCAGGAAUCGCACGCUGCUCUGAACCUGAAAACAUGAAAGACAAGCUGGUGCUCACAGCGUCCUCGAACCACUUCGUGUGCGCUGCCAAACCGGAACCGGAUGUGCUGGCAAAAUGCGACGCUUGCUACACAUUCCCGUGCCAGAACGGCGCCACAUGCCGCGCCGUGCCGCUGCGGGACUACGAGUGCAUGUGCCCACCUGGUUACCAUGGUCGGAAUUGUGAAUACCUUGUUGACGCUUGCUAUGGAAACCCCUGUGAGAAUCAUGGCACCUGCAAAGUACUCGAAGCAGGGCGUUUCAGCUGCCAUUGCCCAAUGGGCUUCCAAGGGGACCGGUGCGAGACCAACAUAGAUGACUGUUACAAGAACAAGUGUGAAAACAAUGCCACUUGUAUUGAUGCAAUUGGAAGCUACUCGUGCUCCUGUGCGCCUGGAUAUACUGGGAACUAUUGUGAAAAAAAGAUUAGUUUCUGCAGUAAGGAAUUCAACCCAUGCAAGAAUGGUGCCACAUGUGUUGACCACAUCACGUAUUACACGUGUGCUUGUGCACUGGGCUUCGAGGGUGUUAACUGCACCUCCAAUGUGGAUGACUGUGCGGAGCAGCCAUGCCUAAAUGGUGCCACUUGUGUGGACGGUAUCAACAGCUACCACUGCGUGUGUCCACGCGGUUUUGGGGGUACACACUGCGAGCUGGCACCUAUGGUUGCUAUGCUGUACCCACGCACCAGCCCCUGCCAGCAACAUGAUUGCAAGCACGGCGUCUGCUUCCAACCAGGAGGUGCCGGUGCCGACUAUGUGUGCAAAUGCAGCCCGGGCUUCACAGGUCACCGCUGUGAGCUGUUGUCGAGUGUGAGCUUCCGUGAGGACUCUUUCCUUGAGUUUGAACCUCUCCAGACUCGGCCACGUGCAAACAUCACUCUCAAGUUGGCCACACGGCACGAGUCUGGAGUCAUUGCCUACACUGGUGAAGGCCAGCACCUGGCUGUUGAGCUGUUCAAGGGGCGUGUACGAGUCAGCUAUGAUGCUGGCAACUACCCAGUAUCGACAAUGUUCAGCUUUGAGACUCUGCCUGACGGCGAUUACCACUCGCUCACACUUGUUGUCGAGAAGAAGAAUGUCACAAUGAUGGUGGAUGGUGGUCCCACCCGCUCCGUUGUCAACGAGGGCCCCCACGAGUACCUGGAGCUGCAUACUCCACUCUAUGUGGGUGGACUGCCUGCAGAUGUGGCAGCCAUUGCUCUGCGCCAGUGGCAUCUGCGCAAUGCCUCCAGCUUUCUUGGCUGCAUGAAGGAAUUGUACGUAAAUGACAAGCCAAUGGACCUCAUGAAUGCACGCAAGCAGCAGCGCGUUUCUCCUGGUUGCACGGAGUACGAUGACCCCAAGCCGUGCAAGAACCACCUCUGCAAACGUGGGAAAUGCAUACCAGUCGACCGAUACAACUAUGAAUGCAGCUGCCGAAGUGGUUGGAGCGGACCGUUCUGUGAUCAGGCACCAACAUGCCAAAAGGAGCAGUAUCGGGAUCACAUUGAAGAAGAUGGCUGCCGGUCACAAAAAAAGGUCAAGAUGGCCGAGUGCAUUGGCUCAUGUGGUGACCACUGUUGUCGCGCUCACAAGACCAAGCGGCGUAGCGUCAAGAUGGUGUGCCCAUUGGGCAGAACGUACACCAAGCAUGUGGAAGUGGUGCGCAAAUGUGGCUGCUCGCGUAAGUGCUGAGGGCUCGACAGACACACCUGCACUGUAUUGGGCUGCUGCCACCAGUCUCCACUCAUUAUUGUGUAUGCCAAGCUGGUGCCCCAUGCGAGCAGCUACACAACCGCCAUUUUUGUUCCUAUCAGUGUGCGCAGCACUGAUUCAUAUGGGCUCCAUGUGCUUCUGCCUGAAAAGUUUGAAUUGAACAACUGUCCUUAUGAUCAUUGUCAGACAGUCGUUCUCGCAUCAUUUUGAGUAGAUCCUGUAGAAUGGUAAUCUAUGUUUCUUUGCCUCAGUGCAUGUCUAGACGCUCUGCCAUUGUGUGAGUCUGCCACUUUGCUCCUCCAAGUAGUUCUAAGUGGAUCAUAUCCUCUAAGAAAACAAAGUGAAAAACUUUGUGACAGCAACUUUUCCAAAGCAGCAUGCUAGAAUUAAUGAGCCUCAGUUCAGGACAAUUCAUUUAUCAUUUAAAAAGGAUUGCACACAUGGUCUUUUUGUGGUCAACUAAUGACAUUUUUAAACCUGUACUUCAGAGCACCUUCUGUGAAAUGAAUGUCGAUUGUGCACUGUUGUCAGUAAAAGAAGUUAAAUAUAUAGGCUCUAGUUCACUUCUCUUUGAGUGCCUGGACUCACCUGAGGCAUGUGCUCUAAGUAUUGCAGGCCUUAAGAUACUCACUCCAGUAUUGCAUUGUAAAUUCUCUGAGGCCUCAUUGCUGUUGUAUUUUCCCAAACCAUGUUUAGUAUAGUGGCUAUCUUAACUUUAAUAACAUUUCGUACACAGGAGCAUGUUCAAGAUGGACGAACAAGAAGUGAGAAUCUAUCUGUUGACAUUUUUUAGAAACUUAAACAGGCUCCGUUCUCAUGUUGUAUUACUCAUAAAAAUAACGGCACAAUUACGUAUACUAGUAAAUACCACUCACUGCUCUGGGGACCAAAGUGGCAGUCAGUGCAAAAUGUCAACUGGCACAACUACUUUUCACAGUUCUUGGCAGCUUGUACAAUUUUUCAUUGUUGUUGUCAUGCUCCUCAUUGGUGUGCUUUGUUCCCUUUGUUUGUCAGAUUUGGUGUUGUGAUUAGCUCUAUGUGUUAUUUAUAUCUCUAAGGCUCGUGUUUGGAAAGCCAAAAUUGCUCACACGGCUGAUGUAGCACUAGUUAGCUGCUCUUUUUGUGGAAAGCUUUAAGCUGUCUUAUCACAAAAAGUGUAUAGAAUCUCAAGUUACGACCAUAUUUGGCACAGCUUGUGCUUUGACGGGUUGAGCUUUUUGUGUACUGCAAGAAUGUGUUGUCGUCCCAACUUUGUGAAACCAGGUGUUGCUCUACCAAUGUUGUUACAAUGAAUUCAUUGACUCGGCAGUGCUAAUCAUGAGCAUUAUGUGUGAAUCUAUGGAACCUAAGGUGCAUUGUCUCUGUACGUGGUGGCCUUGAAUAUUAGUUGAGAAAGUUACAGUAGCUGCAUUGUCGCAGUUUUUUACUUCCUGCUCGAACAGCUCACUGCCAAAGAAUGAAAUCGAAAGCACAAAAAAUUCAGCUAUCUGUAGCAUAGGUUUGUUUUGUACAUACAAUUCACAUGGCAUCAAGGUGAGUGCUUCAUAGCCAGAGACAAAGAAAUGGGAGCACCGUUUCUAUUCCGUAAAUUUUAGAUGGUAAAAUCUGAAAGAUACCAAAUAGCGAAGCUAACUUGCAUAGUAAGCAUAUAAACAUGGAGAAUGCCUUAAAUACCUUUAUUUUUAGUCAGAAUAUUCAAAAAACAAAAGUUUUGAGUGAACCCAAUGGCAUUGCACUGAUGUAUAUUGCUGCAGUUUGAGUGCAAAAUUCAGAAUUCUGGGGUUUAAUUUUUUCAGCUACUUAUAAAACAUUUAUUAAUAUUUUCAAGGAAACUGAAACAUGGUCUUUAAAUAAUGCUGUCUUUGUCCAAAAUUCAUUUUGUGUUGUUUUAAGUGCCUUAAGAGAACUCAUUAAAUCAGAUUUCACAGAGUGAUUGAUUAUGCAUAUGUCCCUAUAUCAAAGCUAUUUAAUGAAAAGGAAUGCAUUAUUCCAGCUGAAAAUUAAUGCCAACCUUAUUAUUUGUUAUGCAUUAGUUAGAAAUACCAGAUGAUUGGAAGUACGCUUUAUGCUUUCCUAAAAUUCAGUUCUGGGUGCUAUAUGAAGACCACAUGAGGAGAUUAUUGCUGACAGUCAACAAAUGAAUUAAGAUUGAAUAAUGAACUUUCUAGUGACUGCAGCAAGUGGCAUAUUUGUAUUGAAAUGUUGGAUGCAGAUGUGUAUCGACACAGGUUUAUUUGGUGGAAUUUUUGUGGCAUGUCCAUACUCAGGGAUAUCCGGUUGUAAAGUUUAAUUGUGGUUUAGAUGAUUAUGCAUGCAAGACAGUGAGGAAUGGCAAAAGGCUCCUCCCGAAUCUGCUGUAGAAGUUGUAUGCAGCACUCAAUCUAAAACUGGGUCUAAGGCAUAGGAAAAGAUGGUAAGAGUUGCCCUUUCAUCGACGAUAUCAAUGAAUGCUUAUUUGUCACAUCAGGGAGGAACAUUGUAUCAUCCUCACUGCUUUGUAUGUGUAAUCAUACAAACUGCUAUGAAACUUUCUACCCGGAUGUCUUGGAGCAUAGGCAUGCUACAAGAGUUUCACCUAGUCGAACUGUGGAGAAUUAAAUCUGCCUCCAACUUUGACAUACAAAUGUCCCUGCUUACUGCGGUCACUAAAACGUUUUGUUACUUAAUCCUAAUUACUUUGUUAGCUGAAACUAUUAGUUUUAUUCUCACUUUGUCUCUCCCUGGAUAUAUAAUUUAUCUGCAAAAGUGGUCCUCACUUGUUCCCCAGUGCUUAGUUUUAAUAAAGCUAUCAAUUUUCAUUUUAAUCAUCUUUUAAUAGAUCAGCAUUUAUGUAUUGUGGCUAGCUAGGGUGGAAAUUAGCUUUUCACUUAUUUUCUUGAGUAGUAAAUCUCUGCUAUAAUUGAGUGCUAAUUACUAACUAUUCAAAAGUGUAACGUACCCUUCUGCCUAAAUUGUAAUUUUUCUUUAGUGUUUAGAAACUCUCUUGUGCAUAGCCUGAAGGCAACCACAAUAUUGCUUUACCAUGUGGUUGUUAGUGCUUUUGAUGAAUUGCUAGUGGUACCAUGUGCAACCACUCCUCAGGAUUGUGCAGUUGCUUCUUUUUGUGAAAAUGCCGUCCGAAGCAUUACUUGAUUUCAUAUCAUUGCUCUCACAAGCUGUGACAUACGUUAUAUACCUCUCUGUCACUGUAUGCCUCUACAAGCGUUUUGUUUUAAGCCGCACAUUAAACUGGUGGCAUAUGUAGUAUUACCAUCAGGAGACCAUUAUUUCUAUCAAUAUGAACUACCUAAUGUUACUUGCAAAGCUAUUUCUCGAUCAGCAUAGUUAUGUUUUCUAGUAAUCAUGCACUAUUAUGCCAUGGUGUAGCCAUGCCUCAUAGUGUUAUUCACAUUAUGUGAAUGUUGCCAAUCUUUUCCAACACACUAGGCUAACGCAAGUUUGAUGUUGGACGGUGAAUUUUACAUGUUUUUCAUGGCUCUCAAGCUUCUCAUUCAUAAACACUUUUAUUUAUGAAACGUUCAAGGUGCUACUGAUUGUACUCAAGUUUCUAAAUGCGUACUGAUAACAUAGUUUUAUUUUGUUAAGUGCGAGAUAUCUGUUCCAUAUUAUCACUGAGCUUUGCACCACUCUGAAAUUUAUGAUAUUGAAUCUAUUCUCAAAAUGCUGCUAACAUUCAACUGAAUAUUGGUAAAUGGUAAAUAUUGGAAUAUUGGUAAAUGAUCAGCUUACAGUGCAUCGAAAACUAUCACCAACUAGCUCAGACUUUCCUGCUUGUCUGCAAUUCAGUUGAAAAUUUUUUAGGUUCUUGAGGGCAGCCACUACAGAGCAGAUGCUCAAAAGUUGCUUGCAUGUGAUGGUUGUUAAAUAUGGAGUCUCAGUCAGUCUGUUCAGGACAUGAACAGCAUCAAGUGUUGAGACAGCUUCACUUGUCAUGAACGUUGUAGUGUAAAAUGUCAUCACUUGUAUGGUGCACAUAAUGGUGCAUAUGCACAUUAAUGGCACUGUUUCACCAGUCAGCAAUUUUGACAAGUUUUAAACACUCAUGGCUGCUUUUAUUUAGCAUAGAAUUUCAUAUGUGGUCUUAUAGCUGUAUGGCACACAAUGUAGUAUUCAUUUCUUUGUAUAUAAAUACCACACUCAAAGAUUAUAUAUAUGAUAUAUAUAUUAUAUACAUACAUACAUAUUAUGUAUACACACAGCUAACUCACAGUGUCUACAAACAUUACAUGCACAUUGUGUACACUAAUCAGUUUAUUCCCUUUCUUGCAAAUAAACAUGUAUAUAAAAUCUUGUACAAGGGUCAAUAACAAUGUUUGUACUGUUGCCUUGGAGGAAUGGAGACUAAGAAAUUAGUAUAGUUCCUAAUUGUAUCUCUAUAUAUUAGCCAUUCAGGACCAGAGCUUUACCAGUGGUUGACUUGAUUGGCCUGUCCUGUACUUUUGUGCUUCACUUCUACACAACACGCGUCAAGGUCCUAAUGCAUUGACUGGCUAGUUGGUGUGUAUUCAUAAAAACUUUUUAGCCCAAAAACACUUAGAUGAAGGAGGAUGACAGAUCUGUUGUCAUUUUUGUGUGUGUUUUUCACGCUAGAAAAUUUUUAUGUACCUAUACUGCUAUUGAUCUUUAGAUAUUUGUAUUUCUAAGCGAGAAAAUGAUCGCUUAGUCUAUGAUUCCUUAAAAACUUAAAAUGAGACACAUAUCUUAAGCACAAGGUAGCCCCAUGUGUCACUCAUCUUGCCCAACUUUGACCACUGCAUCAUUGGGAAACAAAAAGAAAACCUCAAUGUGCUUCUGUUCAUGUUUUUAUCCUGUAUUUUAAUAAUUUUUUCAAGCUCACUGAAAUAUUCUUUUGCAAGAUUUAGGCAUUUUGGGGGAGUCAUAAUUUGGCAGUAGCAGAACUUUGUCAUGAGCUUUCCACCGGAUCUUUAUAUUGUUAUAUCAUAGAAAAACUCUGUGAAUUAUAGUAAUAUAGAAGUGUAAGUGGAGGCUUGAAGCGAUGAGAGACCACAGCACGGAGGUCUCUGGAGCAAGCAUUAGACUAGUGGACUGCAGCAUAAUUUAGAUGCAGACAGGAGACUCGGGGAACCACAUACUGGUUUUCUGUGUCACCUCUCUUUGUCCAAAUUGCGCUGCAGAUGUCCGAGUGCGUAGCACCUUGCUCAAGUCAAAGUGUUUUUACACUAGUGGACCUUUCUUCAUCUAGGCAGCAGCUGUUGGGUAGUUGAUGCCUUGAAGAAGACAGGUCUACUUGUUGAAACAUUGGCUUCAGGGACAUUACGUGUUUAAUCAUUUUUCACCACUUCUGUGAAUCAUUGCCUUGCAACCAAUUUCUCCCACAGUGACCACUCAGUUGUAAAAGCUGUCACCAUUUGCGUGCUUGAUAUCUUAAAUGUGUAUUCUUAUCAGCCACCUUGUAUGAAGUCCACAUUCUGUAAUAUGAUAAAACUUGCAGUAGAAUCUAAAUUUUGUAAUCUCCUCUGCAGCUGUACACAAUUCAUUUAAACCUGGUGCAAGCAACGCAGUGAAACCAAGUUUUAUACAUGGAUUAUACAUGGAAAAUAAUUGAUGCCAGAAGGAAGCAUGGCUUUCUAUGACAUCAUCUUCUUUUGGGACUGUGUCUUUACAGUAUGCAAUGGCUGUGCACAGUAAUUAAAUUGGUGUGAAUUCAUGUAUUAGCUUAACUGUCAUGUGCUCGAAAUGUCAAAAGUUUUAGACAAUAGUACAAAUUUUAAUACUGACCCUUUAGUUCUUAGCAUAGCAUGUGGAUUGGAGGUCCAAGAUGUAGAUAAAGCAUUUACAUCAUGGGUGAUAUACUGAAAUUGAGCUCCUGGUUUUGUACAGUGACUGUUUCUUUGUUUGCAGAGCUUGUUCCCUUACUGACUCAUUGGCAGUCAGAGUUUUUUUUUUUUUUUUUGAGGAAGUAAAACAUGAAAUUAUACAACUGA